ACUCCCAAGAUGGCGGAGGGGAGCUGAUGCCUGCGUGGGCACUCUCUCCACCGCAGGAACGCGGCAGCACCGGCAUCCGCCGCUCUGUUGCACGCAAGGGAAACACGCAGCUCUCCGCGCGGCUCCCUGUCCCGCUGCUCACCCGCACGACGGGGGCAGCCCGCCUCCCGCCCUCCCCCCGCGGCGGGCGGGGAAGUGGUACGCGCCGCCCGGGGCCAACGCACUCCGCCCCAACCGCCGCGCGCUGCCCGCUCAGCCUUCAGCCCGUCGCACGGCGGUGGGGAGGGAUGGGGAGGUGUGGAGGCCCCGCACUCACCUUCCACCCACAGCUCCUCUACGUUGGUCUCUAGGUUGGCCGCCCGUAGUCCCACCGCGAACGCGCCGAAUAUCAGCAGGCCGACCACCAGGAACUUGCCGCAGUUUUUCUGAAUGUAGCAGCCCAGGUUAAAGAGCAGUCUCUGAAACUUCGCCCGCAGCCACAGCGGCGCUCUCCUCCCGGUAGCUCUCCCCUGCAAGGCAAGCGCGGAUCAGUCAGCGAUGGGCCCCACGGGCAGGGGCCCCUAGGCCGUCAGCUUUCGCCCCGCGGCCCUGACUGGCGCUGCCAUGGGGCGUGCGAGCCCGUAGACCUGCGGAGUCAUUUGCUGGAGGCCCGGCCCGGCUCGGCGCGGGGUGCCAGGGGCAACGCCGUGCAGUUUCACCGGGCGCUUCUUUCCGCCGGCCUCAGCCGCGUGCCGGGAUCCACGUGGUGGGCAACGCCACGGGAUCAGGAGCGGUUCGUUGCCAAUGUGUGCAGCCGCGGUGCGAGCUAUCAGGGAGCGGACCGGCCAUCCGCGCGUUACAGUGUUUGUGAACGGAAGAGGGCAGCCACAUGGGUUUAUUUUUCCAUUUCCCUCCGUACAAAGCCCGGCGAGCCACUGCCGGAACAGAGCGCGCUCCGAAUAGCACCCCGCGCGCGCAGCCGGGGCCGUCCGUCCGUCUCGGUGGGUGCCCCCGCCCGCAGGGAAAGAAUGCUACGGGGUGCCUCCGCCCGGGGACCCCACUGCGGGGCAGUCGCGCUUCGGUUCCACAAAGCACGGCUGUGCUAUGGGGGCCGGCCGCCAGCUCUCUGCCCGGCGACGGCGGUAGCGAACCGGGGACGCAGCGGAAGGGAAAAGGCAGCACGACCGUGGGGGGCCGCCCGGUGCAGCCACGCCGGGACGGGGGAAAGGAGGGCACUCUCUCUCGCACUGAAGAGUCACAGCCGUCCCUCUCUUUUUUCCCAGCAUUUUAUUGGUGGCCGCUGCGCUCCCAUCUCCUCCUUCCACCCCCGCGAGAAAACACACCACCCCCUCCCCCGCCGCCAAACGCAGCGCCAGCGCCGAGCUCCGGAAAAAGAGGGAGAGAGUGAAUGCACCUUUGCGAUCUGCUCCAAGGCGAACGCCGCAUCGCAGUAGCUCGGCCGCUGCAGAUACUCCCGAAGUGUCAGUGUAAGAGUCUCCACGUGGGUGGUCAAGGCCAUGGCUGCCUCACGGCUGAUGCCUGCGUGCUGCAUUCCCCGCGAUAACACCGUUCCCAAGACCUGCCCCAAGGCUGCCCUCCGCCUGCGGACACAGCACCUGGAGUGCCGUGCUGCCGCAGCAUCUGGCUGCCUCGAUACAAAACCGACGCUGGGACGAGGUCCUGCCCUGCGGCGCUCACCGGGCAUCCCCGUGAUUUCUGUCUCCCACGGACCCUCCGCGCCGGCAUUGCCACCGCAAGCCGGGCAUUGCUCAGCCCCGCGCCGCACCUGCAGCCCGUGGCCGCCCGAAGGGCCCCGCGCGGACGGAGCCGACGGCGCGAAGCGGCCCCAUUCCCCCUCCCCAGCUCGGCAAGAAAGGCGCUGCUCAAGCCAACUUGUCAAAAUAAUGCGGCUAAUUACCCCUGAUCUCCUUUAAUGGAAAGCCACUCUGCACGCCACAAAGGAGCAAAUGAGGGAUCUGCAGCACCGGCCCAAGUAGCGCGGGCAUUCUCCUCCGCGGACGGCCGUGGGCAUUGUGCCUCCGCAGCUGUGGGGUUCUGCGCUCUUCCAUUCUCCGAGAGGGAAGGGGGGGGGGGGAGCCCCCAGGCCUGAAGGCAUCCCUGGAGCCCGCCCCGCUCCGCCCAGGGCCUGAGUCUUGCAAACCCAAAUUGUCCUCGGAACAGCCUCAGGCUCUGGCACAGCGCUCUGCCGAACGCGGGGCUGCAGUGCGUGCGGAGAGUUACGCGGAGCAGUUUUUGUCCGUUUCGGACCGCACUGCGCGGUGUCGAGACGGAGCCCUAGCCCUGGCAGGAGGCAGGGCACGCAUUGCCAUGAUCUCUGCCAUUCGAUCCUGCAGGAAAAAAAGCCGACUGACACGAUCUCUUUGACCCACUGCUGGAGCAACAAAUUUAUUAGAGAUAUAGGCGUGAGAAAUGAAAAGGAAGUAAAACAA
Gallus gallus (chicken) is the source of this 2429-nucleotide messenger RNA. RefSeq lists its product as uncharacterized. The transcript has 3 exons. Lineage: Eukaryota; Metazoa; Chordata; Aves; Galliformes; Phasianidae. The record is from RefSeq and is a predicted model, not a curated record. The coding region runs from base 1497 to 1913 and encodes 138 amino acids.